This is a messenger RNA of Acanthopagrus latus (yellowfin seabream), 3044 nucleotides long. RefSeq names its product kelch-like family member 31 (gene klhl31). The transcript is spliced from 3 exons. The record is from RefSeq and is a predicted model, not a curated record. Gene Ontology annotation, molecular function: protein binding. Gene Ontology annotation, cellular component: cytoplasm; nucleus. Lineage: Eukaryota; Metazoa; Chordata; Actinopteri; Spariformes; Sparidae. Bases 137 to 2044 code for a protein of 635 amino acids. Gene Ontology annotation, biological process: negative regulation of protein phosphorylation.
AGUUAACCACAUGUCCCUUUCAGCUGGGGUGACUGCUGCUCUCUCUCUCCUGCUCCAGUAACUGGAGGCACAAGUUCUUUCUUCCCCAGCCUCAACUUCAUUUCUCAGGUUUGGGCUGCGUUCUGCUGCAACAGCCAUGGCACCCAAGAAGAAUAAGACAGCUAAGAAGAGCAAAGGGGACAUCAAUGAAAUGACCAUCAUGGUUGAGGACAGCCCCAUCAACAAGAUCAACGGGUUGAACACCCUGUUAGAGGGAGGAAACGGCUUCAGCUGCAUUUCGACUGAAGUCACUGAUUCCGUGUAUGCCCCAAACCUCCUGGAGGGUUUGAGCACCAUGAGGCAGGACAGCUUCCUCUGCGAUCUGACGGUCGCCACCAAGUCCAAGUCAUUCGAUGUCCACAAGGUUGUCAUGGCCUCUUGCAGUGAGUACGUUCGCAACAUUUUGAAGAAGGACUCCUCCCUCCAGAAGAUCGACCUGAACGACCUGUCACCUGUCGGCCUCGCCACAGCAAUCACAUACGCCUACUCUGGAAAGCUGACCCUGUCUCUGUACAGCAUCGGCAGCACUAUCGCUGCGGCCAUGCUGCUGCAGAUCGGCACCUUAGUGAAGAUGUGCAGUGAUUUCCUCAUGCAGGAGCUCAGCGUGGAGAACUGCAUGUAUGUGGCCAAUAUCGCCGAUGCCUAUGACCUGAAAGAAACCAAGGAGGCAUCGCAGAAGUUUAUGCGGGAGAACUUCAUCGAGUUCUCUGAGAUGGAGCAGUUCCUGAAGCUCACCUACGAGCAGAUCAGUGACUUCCUCUCGGACGAUUCCCUGCAGCUUCCCUCCGAGAUCACAGCCUUCCAGAUCGCCAUGAAGUGGUUGGACUUCGACGAGAAGAGGCUGAAGUACGCGGCCGAUCUGCUUACUCACAUUCGCUUCGGCACUAUCUCUGCCCAAGACCUGGUGAAUCAUGUCCAGAGUGUGCCUCGAAUGAUGCAAGACUCCGAGUGCCACCGUCUCCUUGUUGACGCCAUGAAUUACCAUCUGCUGCCAUACCAACAGAACAUCCUCCAGUCACGCAGAACAAAGGUACGUGGAGGCCUCAAGGUGAUACUCACAGUGGGAGGACGCCCUGCCCUGACAGAGAAAUCUCUCAGCAAAGAUGUUCUCUACAGAGAUGCAGAUAACGUGUGGAAUAAGUUGACAGAAAUGCCGGCAAAGAGCUUCAACCAGUGUGUGGCGGUGUUGGAUGGCUUCCUGUACGUGGCAGGUGGCGAGGACCAGAAUGAUGCAAGGAAUCAGGCAAAACACGCAGUCAGCAACUUCUGCAGAUAUGACCCACGCUUCAACAAUUGGAUUCACUUGAGCAACAUGAUCCAGAGGCGCACCCACUUCAGCCUCAACACCUUCAACGGCCUCUUGUUUGCCGUCGGAGGGCGAAACGCUGAUGGCGUCCAGGCCUCUCUGGAGUGCUAUGUGCCCUCCUCCAACCAGUGGCAGAUGAAAGCCCCCAUGGAGGUGCCCCGCUGCUGCCACGGCAGCUCCGUCAUCGACGGCAAGAUCCUUGUAUCAGGAGGUUACAUCAACAACGCCUACACCAGGUCCGUGUGCUCGUAUGACCCCUCCACUGACACUUGGCAGGAUAAGAACAGUCUGAGCACACCCCGAGGGUGGCACUGCGCUGCCACCGUGGGAGACCGAGCCUACGUCAUCGGUGGCAGCCAGCUGGGAGGUCGUGGGGAGAGGGUGGACGUCCUCGCCGUCGAAUCAUACAACCCCAGCAACGGGCAGUGGAGCUACUGCACGCCUCUUCACACAGGAGUGAGCACAGCCGGCAUUUCCACUUUGAACAACAAGGUGUAUCUCCUCGGAGGCUGGAACGAGGGCGAGAAGAAGUACAAGAAAUGCAUUCAGGUUUACAACCCUGACCUCAAUGAAUGGACUGAGGAUGAUGAGCUGCCAGAAGCUACAGUCGGCAUUUCAUGCUGCGUUGUCACCAUCCCCACAAGGAAAACACGAGAGUCCAGAGCCAGUUCAGUGUCUUCUGCACCAGUCAGUAUAUAAGGGUUUAGAUGAUGAUAACAAUGUAGUUUACAUAUCUAAAUGUCUCCAGCUUUUCUGUUGCAGAAAUCCUGGUUCUAAACUCUACCAAUCUUACCUUUUUCAGGACUAGGAUGCACACUUUAAAUGGUGAGCGACUUUAUUUAAAUGAGAAAAAAUGAGUAAAAUUGAAGGAUUACAUAUUUCGGACAACUUUCUUUUUACAAUGUCUUGUAAAAACUCCUUUGAUUAGAAGCAAAUUGAACAAUUCGAAAGCAGAAUUCAGAAGCCUUGAAAUGUAUUUUCAGACAUUAAUUAGUAGAAAUGGCAUGAUUAAGGUCAGAUAAAGUUCGUGAUGGAGACAAAGCAACAGCCAUUUUUAUCAUUUUUAGACAGAAAUUUACCUUUGGGGCCAAUUCAGUUCAGAUAAUUUCAUAAACCCUUUUUUUCUGUAAUGUUGUUUAAAACUCAAAUGAUAGUUAUAUGGAGGCUAUAUAAAGGCUGCUAUGCUAACAUAUCCGUCUUUUUAACCCAGUGCCACAAAAUUAAAAAUACCAACAACACAGUAAUUAAUAACAGUUAUCAAUAGUGAGGGAUUUUGUGACCGUCGUGUCUGUCGUGACGAAAGCUACUGUGAUUCUCAGAUACUUGAACCGAAUAAUGAACUGGAGCUGAAAUAAGUGUUGGCACCACCUACCAGGAGUAGGUGCUUGUCAUUAGUGUUCAAACAAGCCACACAGUCAUGCUGCAGCUCCCUACAUGCAUCUGAUGUACAGUCUCCAGCAGUAUGGUGGGUGGUCGUAUCGGGAUUCUGUUGGGAAAAUGUUGGAAUGAUGAGGGUUGAAUGGGUUCAGAUGUGACAGGAAACAAACUAUUUUGUAAAAAAGAAAAAGAAAAAUAUAACUUGGGAGUGAUGUUGUCAGCCUGAGCUUUCCUGGAGGUCAGUGCUCAUGAUUUCCCCGACUGCUCAUGUCUUUACAUUUAUUGUUUGUUUUUAAAUUAAAGAGAUGAAGUGUAAGCUAUA